Amphiprion ocellaris (clown anemonefish) is the source of this 1065-nucleotide messenger RNA. It is a transcript of the gene gmnn, whose product is annotated as geminin DNA replication inhibitor. Gene Ontology annotation, biological process: negative regulation of DNA replication; negative regulation of cell cycle. Gene Ontology annotation, cellular component: nucleus. Lineage: Eukaryota; Metazoa; Chordata; Actinopteri; Pomacentridae. Bases 151 to 858 code for a protein of 235 amino acids. The transcript is spliced from 7 exons. The record is from RefSeq and is a predicted model, not a curated record.
AACAGUUGAAAAAAAAAGCCUCCUCGUGAGCGGCGCCUUCAUCACGUGACCAAGUGGGCGUAUUUAAGCCCCUGGCGCGAGAUCUGCAGAGAGAGAAAAAAGGCAGAACCAGCGACGAGGAGAAGCUAAACGGCGGUCUCUUGAACAAAAAUGAGUCUCACUGGAAAAGCAAAUCGCAGCCAACAGAUGUCUAAAGAAAAUGCAGUGAGCUUUUUCACAUCAUCUCAGAAGACAAUGGGACCCCCCAGGCAAACCCUGCAGAUCCUCCAACAGUCGGCUGUCAACAAGGAUUUGGGGAGGUCAGCUCAGACAGGAAAGCUCAAUUCCAAGCGGAAAAAUUGGACAGCAGAGCAAACUAGAGGUACAAAGAGAGUGAAGGUAGAAGUAAAGUCCACACAAACAGAAGAAGCUGACUGUUUACCAGAUGGCAUGUCCCAUGAAGCGUAUGAGCUUUUGGUCAAAGAAACUCCUCCUUCUGCUUACUGGGAAGAGCUAGCUGAGGAGCGACGGAAGGCCUUGUACAAUGUUCUACAGGAGAAUGAGAAGUUACAGAAAGACAUUGAGGCCAAAGAUGAACAAAUAUCAAAGCUUCUGAGUGAAAAUGAAGAGCUGCAGGAGCUGGCUCAGCAUGUACAGUACAUGGCUGAUAUGAUUGAGAGGCUGACUGGGAGGGGUCCAGACAAUUUGGAGGAACUGAAGGAGCUUGCCCUUGAUGUGGAAAAGGACAAUGAGCAUGAAGACAACAAUGAAGAGGCUGAUAAGAGACUCAAAGAGGAGACUGAUUACAGUGAAAGUGAUGCAGGUGAGGAGCAAACGUCAGACCACGAACAAGCAGGACCCUCAGGAGAGCAGGACUAACUUCCAGCUCUGAGUGUCAUGAGACAUCAUAUUUUAACCUGAGCAAGUUUUGACUGCAGCAGGUUGUCAUCUAUUUGAGGGAGAUGGGACUUCAAAGUAAUUUUUUUUGAAUACCCUCACCUUCACUUGCAGUUUAAUAUUUUUGCAUGUUGUCGAUGGUUGAUUUGUAUUAUUUUAGUUAAUUUUUUUUUUUUUUUUUUUUUUUUU